Molecule: messenger RNA, 3750 nt
Organism: Naegleria fowleri
Lineage: Eukaryota; Heterolobosea; Eutetramitea; Acrasida; Naegleriidae
Exons: 1
Coding region: 1-3750 (1249 amino acids)
Biological process (GO): Golgi to plasma membrane transport; exocytosis
Cellular component (GO): exocyst
Source: RefSeq, a predicted model, not a curated record
AUGCCUUACUUGUACAGCAACAGGUCCAGAGAAACGGAGGAAGAAGACGAUGUUGAAGACAAUGAAGAGGAGGAGGAAGAGGAUCAGAAAGAGGAUGAGGAACAGCAAGAGGAAUAUCAUGAAGAUCAGCAUGAAUAUCAUGAAGAAGAACAUGAUGAUGAGGAUAAUAUUCAAGAUGAAGAGGAAGAGGAUGUCCAUCACGAAGAUGAAGAACAUGAGGAUGACAAACCCGAGGAACAUAAUGAGGAUGAAGAGGUAGAAACGGACAAGGAAGAGGAGUAUGAUGAAAAACUUGAAGAAAUGAAAGAAUUAGAAGAAGAAGUUAUCCAUGCAAUGGAACUCGUUCCGACGUUGUACUCCCAACUUAAAACAAACCACAUUACAAUAGUAGCGCAAUCUUUAAUUCAUGGGACACAUAUUGAUGAUCUCAACGAGUUGACUGAUCACUACGAAAAUCUUUCGGAAGCUUUGUCAAAGUUGGUUGCUUUCAAUUACCAAGAGUUUAACAAAUCCAUCAGAAACUUCUCAGAUAUACUUGAGGAGCUCAAGGAAUCGCAAUCGAAAAUCCAACAAUUAAGGAACGAAGUAAGGAAAACAAAGUCAUGUUUAACGUCUCAUGCAGUAGACCUCUCAUCGUUGUACACCAAUUUCCUCCAACAUUCAGAAUACUUAAGAAUUCUAAACAUUGUUCACCAGAUGAAGUCCGUUCCCGAAAAAAUUGCAUUCCUUAUUGAAAAAAAACACUUCUCGAGUGCCAUCAAGCUUAUUCAGAGAAGCUGUGUCUUUUUAAAAAACAGCGAAGAAGUGAAAUUCAUCAAAGGUCUCGAAGAAAUUCGAAGCCAAAUCAAAAACUAUGAAAAAAAAUUGCCCGAGUUGAUGAUAAAUGUUCUCACCACUCACUUGUACAGUGUGGACGUUGAAAAGUGCAAAGUAGACACUAGAAACAUCAGUUCAUUCAAGGAUACCAAUAUUCAACCAAUUCAUCAAAGACCUGCUUCCAUCAACAAUGAAAUAAUUAGAAAAGAAAUUGAUAGACAGGAAUACAAUCGUAAACUUGGAAGAACAAUCACGAAUGAAUUUAUGAUGGGCCUAAAUCCUUCUCUCAAUCUAGAUUUUGAGUUUGACACGGAUCUAUCAUUUGAUCCAGAACAAGACAGUAAUUACUUCUUGUCCAUGUUGAUCGAUGGUUUGGAUACUUUAGGCAAACUUUCCCUUCUUCAAUCAAGAAUGGUUCAUAGCUUACAAUUCGACAUUCGUUCUUUAAUUGAAAAACACAUUCUUGAUUUUGUAUCUCACAUGAAUGAGAAGAACGUGCUGUCUAAAAACCAGCCCCAAACUUUCAAAGACCAAUUUCACAAAAUAACCAAUUCAAACGUUGGUUUGCGAGGAGAGGUGCCAUUUAUUAUCGCAAUUAUCCAAGGAAAAACUUUGCAAAAGCUAUUUCAGAAAAUAUUUGACAAUAUUGUUAAUCUUUUGAAGAAGUAUAACUUUAUGAUUGGAAUCAUGGAGUUGAGAGCUGCCAGCCUCGAUUUUAGCAGCUUAGCGCAAAGCAGUAGUGACCUCAUUGCAACGCCUUUGGAUAUAAAAGUUUCAAAGCCGGUAUUGUCAAAGAUUAAGGAAGAGGUCAAACAAAAAUUAGAGCAUUUAAAAAACACCAAUCCCAAAUCAAAUGCCAAGGAAGUUCACAAAUUAUAUGCCACAACGCUUGAAGAGCUUUUGAACAACUUUUUAAACACCAAAUUAGAGGAAGAUUUAUACGUGAGAGACAUAAUUUCUCUGUUUGAAAAUCAAAUGGUCCUCAAAACGACACGACAAAAUCUAUCAGCCAUUGAAAUUGUAAAGGAAAAAUUUGUACAUUUAAUUACGGAAACAGUCUCUGAUUCGUCAUGCCCACACACUUUCACGGCAACCUAUGUUUGGAAAACUGCCCAAGAAGAAAUCAAAACAGUGUUGCGCGAUUUAUUUGGCCUCUCUAACAUGUCCCUUUUUGGCGGCUCUGAAAAAUCAAAUGGUAUGGAUUCUGCAAAGACAAAAGAUCCUGGAGUUCCAACAGGUUCUGACGACUUUUCUGUUUCUUUCAAGUAUUGUAACAAUAUUGACGUUUAUGAGCACAUGCAAGAGGAAAAGACCAUAGAUUCGAGCUCCAUUAUUUCUACUGCUCUUUCACAACAUUUUGUUCUUUCACCGUAUAACCUACUUUGGGCGUAUAAGGAAGUUACAGGUUUCAUUGAAAAGUGCAACAACAUUAUUUUUGAUGAAUCAGAGUCGUCAUCAUCUGAAUAUACAUCACUGAAAGAAUUUUGUGAUGAGACAGUACGACAUUUUCUGUUAUCAAUUGUUAGAAAUGAUUAUAGAACAAAAAUUAGCGAGCUAUUUAGGAAAAAUUCACAUGCAUUCACAAGCAUUCACCUCAAAGAUUUUGAAGACUACACGGUCAUUUUGAACACAAGUGGAACAACCAGAACUGUUUUUUAUAGCUCUCUUUGCUGUUUAAGAUGGAUUUAUGAAACCAUUAGCAUUGCAAGAACAAUUCCAGUUCAAAAACCUGAUUUUUAUGGAGUGGUUGAGCAAUUGUUAAAGAGAUAUUUAGACGAAAACACUACAUUUUUCGAUUUAGCAAUUUCCACAAGCUAUUGUCAACAAAUUUUGAAACAAUGCAGAGAAGUCUUACCAUUCUUGAUUAGUGAAGCAUUAUUUGUCAAAGCACAACAGUGGAGACCUCAGCAACUAAAACAAGCACAGACAGACGUCGAACAUAUUCGAAGGCUCUUUGAACAAUAUAUAGACAUUCCUAUCAGAAAUUUAGUUUUCGAUCCAUCCCGAAAGUCACAUAUAAUUGAUCGAACUAGUGGCUUCAUAUCACUUGCAACUUUAAACAAUACCUUAGAAUGGGUUUUGGAAAAUCUUUACAGGUUCCACUAUGAGACUGUUCAGAAUUUACCGUCAUCAACAAACAAUUCACAAAAUAACACAAAAUCCAAACCAAGGAGAUUAUUAAGUAAUCCGAACACAGUAGUCACCUUGCUGGCUAAUUCUAGUUUCCAAAUUGUGAAACAUUUGGAAGACUAUUAUGACAAAUUUGUUUCGAUAUAUAAUGAUUGCUUACUGGCUCUUAAAAUAGAUUUGAGAAUUCGUUGUUUCUAUUACAUUAACAGAGGCUUUAGUGAGAACAUUAAGGAGGGUGCCUAUGACUGUGAAGAACAAAUUGAUUUACCUGAGUCUUUUGUUGAAGAAUUCAACAAGGAUAUACAUGGUAUUCAUCGGGCGUUAAGCAUGCAUCUCUCUGAAGAGAAGAUGACUUAUGUAUUCGGAGGGUUGGGCAAGUUUGUAUCCGAUCUCUUAGUUGGUACUGUGGUUUCACAUUGCGUCAAUAAUGACAAUACAACAACAGACAACCAGUCAACAAUGGUUCCAACUUUCUCUAGGGCUGGUGUUGAAAUAAUGAAAAGCAACAUUUCUGCCCUUCAACAACAAAUAAGCUCCAUAACGCAAAAGCAUGAACAUCACUUCAACAACGCUAUUGAAUUUUACAACUUGUUGCUUUUGGAAAAGAUUCAACUAUUAUAUCAUGUCAAAUCAAUGACGAGAUUUUCCAAACAACAAUACCUAGCUGCAUUUCGAAUUGUCACUCACAAUCUUGGACCAGAGGAACGAAAAAAAGCAGAGAAAGAAUUCGAGACAGCAUUUCACAGAGCUACUAUGGAAAAAAAAUCGGCUUCCAAACUUUCAACCAAAGAACAUGAUCAGUGA